AUGCUGUUUUACAGUGAGCUCUCUUAUUUAUGGUAUCUUCUCUGUACUUCAAAUUGGGAGACUGUGAAGAGCGCUGGAAGUGGCAGCGAUCUAUCCUUCAAGAGUGAGGAAGAGAACAAAAGCUCUGAAGAUGAGAACCCAAAUCAAUUUGUUCCUCUAAAAAGAGCAAGAAAAGGCUGUACACACAGGCACACUUCAAAAAGAGGACGUGUUACAACACAGCCAAACCCGAAGAAGAAAUGCGUGAAUGGCUUCAUUAUGUUCUGCCGAAUAAACAGAAAAUUAUAUGUCAGAUCCUAUCCUGGCAUCCCCUCCACUACGGUCACCAAAGAGUUAGCCAAACUAUGGCACAUCUUGCCGAAGAGGGAGAGGCGUUUGUACUGCUUGAAAGCCUGGAGCUACAGUUGCCAACAGAACCGCAAUGUACGCGCUCAAGUACACGAGGCAGAAAUGACGGCAGGACGCUCUAUGCCUAGUCCCCUGCACAUGUUACUGGCCUACAGAGACAAGUAUGCAGCUGUCAAAUGA
Labeo rohita (rohu) is the source of this 528-nucleotide messenger RNA. Its product is annotated as meiosis initiator protein-like. The record is from RefSeq and is a predicted model, not a curated record. The transcript has 3 exons. Lineage: Eukaryota; Metazoa; Chordata; Actinopteri; Cypriniformes; Cyprinidae. Bases 1 to 528 code for a protein of 175 amino acids.